Molecule: messenger RNA, 1293 nt
Organism: Xenia sp. Carnegie-2017
Lineage: Eukaryota; Metazoa; Cnidaria; Anthozoa; Malacalcyonacea; Xeniidae
Product: protein ALP1-like
Exons: 1
Coding region: 1-1293 (430 amino acids)
Source: RefSeq, a predicted model, not a curated record
AUGGCGGCUUUAAAUAGGAGACUACUUAUUUUGAUUUCAUUAAGGCGACGGUUGCAAAGAAGGAAAAAUAGAAAGCGUUUUUGGAUAAGGAAUAUAUACUUAAAUAGAAAAGCAAAAGGGGAAUAUCAUACUUUGGUACGUGAGGCAAUGUUAUUCGACCACGAGUUUUUCUUUCAAAUGUUUCGAAUGAUACCAAGUAAGUUUGAAGAGCUACUUGGCUUAUUUGCACCAAGAAUCACACGUUGGAAAGCCCGGCAAGAAGCCAUUGGGCCAGAAGAAAGACUUGCAGUAACAUUGAGGUACUUAGUUACUGGUGAUGCAUUCAUUUCUAUUGCAGCAAGUUUUCGAUUAAGUGCUGCCACUGUUGGGCGGGUUGUCAAAGAAACAUGUCAAGUAUUAUGGGAAGUACUUUGUGCUAAAAAGUAUUUGAAUGUUCCUCAAACACCUAAUGGAUGGAUUGAGCUGGCUCGUGGCUUUGAAGUUAGAUGGAACUUUCCAAAUUGCGUGGGUGCAAUUGAUGGGAAACAUGUUACCAUACAAUGCCCCCCAAGAGGAGGUUCCAUGUUUUUCAACUACAAAAAAUUUCACAGUGUUGUCUUGAUGGCAGUAGUCAAUUCAAAAUAUGAGUUUAUUAUGGUUGACAUUGGCGAUUACGGAAGGCUUAGUGAUGGAAGUGUAUUUGCCAGCAGCAACCUUGGCAUUGCAAUGGAGAACAACAUGUUGAAUUUACCACCUGAACGAACACUGCCAGGCACAAACAAACAUUUUCCAUACGUUUUUGUGGGAGAUGAUGCAUUCCCAUUACGAACAUAUAUGGUUAAACCCUAUCCGAGAGGUGUCAUUCAAUUACCUGAAAAAAUUGCGAAUUAUCGUUUUUCAAGAGCUAGACGAAUUGUUGAGAAUGCUUUUGGAAUAGCAACAUCAAGAUUCAGAUUGUUUAGAUGUGCAAUUACUGCAAGUGUUGAGGUUGCUGUUGAAGCUACAAAGGCUAUCACUGUACUACACAACUUUUUGAUGGCUGGUAGACAUUCUGAGAUUAAUAACUCAUACUGUCCACAUGAUUAUAUUGAUGUUGAAUGCGAAGGCCAUGUGAGAGAAGGGCUUUGGAGGAGGCAAGGGAACAACUGCCCUGGUCUUCAGGAUGUCACGAACUUGGGAUCCAAUAAUUAUUCAGUUAAUGCAAAAAAUGUUCGCGAUAAUUUUCGAGAUUAUUUUAAUUCGAAUGCUGGAUAUGUUCCAUGGCAACAGGCAGCUGUUACAAGCACAUCUGACAGUUUCAACAUAAAUUAUUGA